Molecule: messenger RNA, 1800 nt
Organism: Uranotaenia lowii
Lineage: Eukaryota; Metazoa; Arthropoda; Insecta; Diptera; Culicidae
Exons: 1
Coding region: 1-1800 (599 amino acids)
Molecular function (GO): nucleic acid binding; RNA-DNA hybrid ribonuclease activity
Source: RefSeq, a predicted model, not a curated record
AUGGGAAAUUACAUACAAAGCUUCCUAACAAACAGAACAGCGAGAGUAUUCAUAGACGGUAAAUACUCGGCACCCCAAGUCAUACAUGACGGAGUACCUCAAGGUUCGGUGAUAGCUCCAACGCUUUUCCUGAUCGGCUUACAAUCCGUUUUUAGGAUCGUGCCUGAAGAUACCGAAAUAUUGGCCUACGCUGACGACCUCAUCUUAAUAUCAUCCUCUCCAUACUCCCGCAUUGCUCGGAAAAAGCUUCAACUAGCCGUCGACAAGAUUUCCACCUGGGCCCCUACAGUUGGAUUCACCUUUGCACCGGAAAAAUCCAAACUGAUGCACCUAGGUCCUCAUAGAAAAAGAUUGCGUAAGAUCCCUCCGCUGAAAAUGCAGAACAAGAACAUUCCCCUGGUUCGGUCAGCCCGAAUUCUUGGGGUCUGGAUAGACGACCAACUUCGUUUCACCAAACACAUCAACUGCGUCCGUAACGCCGCCAAAAGAAAGCUGAAUAUUCUCAAAAAACUCUGCUGCUCGAACUGGGCGGGAUCUCGCUCAUCAUUACAUCUUUUUGUCCACGGAUGGUUGCUACCAACAAUUCUCCAUGGAGUCGGAUUUUUUAGCCGAGGACCCGAAAAAGUACUGGAAAAACUGGAACCGUUGUACAACCAGGCAAUCCGUUACAUAAGCGGUUGUUUCAAAAGUAGCCCUAUUCCAUCACUGAUGGUGGAAAGUGGGCAGUUACCGUUUAAAUACAUCCUUACAAAAGCUCUUUCUAUCAAGACUAUCAGAUGGUUAUCGUUGAAUCGGAAUCAGGAAGUUCCUAUGGUUCAUCGUGCACAAAUGUUUUUAAACAGAAUCCAAGCCUCAAUACCUGCCAUCUGUCCUCGAUACGACCCAAGGUUGCAAAAAUGGAAUGCGUCCACUCCCAAAGUAGACCUGUCUCUGCUUUCCAAAAUAAAGGCUGGCACAAAUCCGUCCUAUGUACUGCCUCAUUUCUACCAUCUUGUCGAACGGAAAUACAAAGACGUCCCAAAAUUGUACACCGAUGGAUCAAAAACGCUCGAUGGGAGAGUAGGUUGUGGUAUUACGAGCGAGAACAUAAAUGUCUCACUUCCUCUGCCAUCGAUCUGCUCGGUCUUUAGCUCUGAAGCAUUCGCUCUACUGUCAGCUGCCCAAAAUUAUUGCCCAACUACACAAUCCGUGAUCUUCUCGGAUUCAGCCAGUGUCUUGAAAGGGGUUUCUGUGGGAAACAUCAAACAUCCAUGGAUAGUUACUCUGUCAGAAGUCGCCAUCCAGAAAGGUAUAACGCUGUGCUGGAUUCCCGGACACUCAAACAUUGCCGGAAAUGAACGAGCGGACCACCUUGCGGCAGCUGGUAGUCAACUCGAUCCCCAAAACCAAACGAUUCCCUCCCCUGACGCUCUGAAAUGGGUAAAACGACACAUCACAUUAGCAUGGUCCCAGACCUGGAACAUUAUAGCCCAGAAUAAAUUGAGAGAAGUAAAAAAUACUACUGAAGCAUGGAUCGACCGAGCGUCUAUUCGAGAAAGGCGAAUACUGACACGGCUUCGUAUAGGUCACACCCGGUUGACCCACGGAUACCUGAUGGCCAUGGAUGACCCUCCUAUGUGUUUUGCCUGCCAGGUCCAACUCAGCAUAAAACAUAUUCUUCUAAACUGCCCUUGCUACCAGCAAGCUAGGAUCGAGUCCGGUCUUGGGAACAGUCUUAGACAGAUCCUAUCCAACUGUCCCAUCGAAGAGAAGAAAAUUAUACUGUUUCUUCAAAAAAGUAAUUUAAUGGACCAAAUAUAA